This is a messenger RNA of Hypomesus transpacificus, 2679 nucleotides long. It is a transcript of the gene trabd, whose product is annotated as TraB domain containing. The coding region runs from base 283 to 1374 and encodes 363 amino acids. The record is from RefSeq and is a predicted model, not a curated record. Lineage: Eukaryota; Metazoa; Chordata; Actinopteri; Osmeriformes; Osmeridae. The transcript is spliced from 10 exons.
AUUGUGCUUGUCAUACCAUGCGUACCGUAGCUGGCUAGCUAGAACUGGUUGCCACACUUGACAUCUGGUCAGCGAGCUUGCUAAGCUAAGCUAGUCUACCAUUAUUAGCAACGUAGCUCUUACUACAGUAUUAGCUAGUCAACUCUGACACGGAACCAGGCCACGCUUAGCAAACAGCUAGAGAUUUUCGCAAGGAAUGCAGUAGAGCAGGCUUGAUUCUCCUCUGAAAUAUUUUGUGAAGUGAAAGCAUCUUUCUGCAACAUAAGUUUGCUGCCUUGAGACAUGGACCCGGACAACAAUUCAGAAGAUGAGUCAAUAGGUCCAUCUGAAGAUGCUUCUGAAGAUGACCUGCCUAGUCUUCCCCCUGGGCUAUCGGACUCUGAGGCUGUGGAGCUGUUGUGGCAGGUGCGUGCCCAGAAACGCCAGGCCUCCCCUGACCUUCCAGAGACGGUGACCCGUCUGACCGCCCCAGAUGGCAGUCUGCUUUACCUGGUGGGCACUGCCCACUUCAGCGAUAGCAGUAAAAAUGACGUGGCCAUGACCAUCCGUGCGGUGCAGCCAGACGUAGUGGUGGUGGAGCUGUGCCAGUACAGGGUGUCCAUGCUGAAGAUUGAUGAGAAGACCCUGCUAAAGGAAGCCAAAGACAUCAACUUGGACAAAGUCCAGCAGGCCAUCAAACAGAAUGGUGUAAUGUCAGGCCUGAUGCAGAUCCUGCUGCUGAAGGUGUCAGCCCACAUCACAGAGCAACUAGGCAUGGCUCCAGGAGGAGAGUUCAGGGAGGCCUUCAAAGAGGCGGGCCGAGUACCUUUCUGUAAGUUCCACCUGGGGGACAGGCCCAUCCCGGUCACGUUCAAGCGGGCCAUCGCUGCUCUAAGCCUGUGGCAGAAGGCCCGGCUGGCAUGGGGGCUGUGCUUUCUGUCCGACCCCAUCAGUAAGGAGGACGUUGAGAAGUGCAAACAGAAGGACCUAUUGGAGCAGACCAUGUCAGAGAUGAUAGGGGAGUUCCCUGCCCUGCACCGCACCAUUGUGGCCGAACGCGACAUCUACCUCACGCACACCCUCCGCCAGGCUGCACGUUGUGUGGAGGCGCCCCCUAAUGCCCAGAAAGUGCCUGCUGUGGUGGUUGGAGUGGUGGGGAUGGGCCACGUCCCUGGCAUUGAGAGGAACUGGGACAAGGAGCUUAACAUUCACGAGAUCAUGAGUGUGGCACCCCCGUCUCGUUUUGGCUGGGUCUUGCGCACCGUGCUAAAGGGAGCGAUGCUAGGAAUGCUGGGAUAUGCAUGCUACCGUGCUGGAGGUGGCGUGGGGAAGGCCCUGUUGUCCUUACCUGCUGUCCAAUCACUACUGGAGAACCUUCGGCCGCCUGCUGCUUGACUUGGACUCUCCCCAUGACCCCAUCAAACCUUUUGCACCAAUGACAUGAUCCUCCCAAUAUGAAAAAAACACACACAAAAAACAAUGCAUACACCACCAAUGGCCUUAAAGAAAAGGGGAGAGGCUAGAGAGAGGAGUCGACUAAAGAAAUGGCAAGGACUUACAGGACUUCGUGGGCUUGGAGUUAUGUUGCCGUGGAAACUGGACUUUUGUACUGCCAAAGAAACCUUGACGGUACCUUUGUUUCUUUUUCAUCUUGAGUGAAAGCAGGAUUUUGUACAUUUUCCAAAACACCAAAUGUAAAUUUUCUUGUUUUAACGAUAUUAACCCCACACACACUUCACACAAUUGGAACUUGAAUGUGGGACUUUUUUUAAUUUAAUUUUUUUAUGUAUUUUGUUUUCUCCAUCAAAGUGUUUUAGUUGUUUUAUGUAGUUACCCCAUGCACGAAUGUAGCUCAAAGUCCCCAGUAGUUACAACAUCAGUGCCAGUACCUUCAUGUGCUGGAGCAAGAUACCGAUGUUUAACUCUGAAGAUGAGCGUGAUCUCCUCUCUCUCUCUCUCUCUACCUCCCCCUCGCCACCCAUGGCUUUUUAAACCCAGCACUUUAAUCAGUCAUAGUUAAGUUCAAAUUUCUGAGUUAACUUAAAUUCAUGUAAGUGACACCAAAACAUUAGAGCAUAGGCCAACAUUAUUAUUUGUAUAGGACACUGUAAUGGAGUGGUCCUUUCCCUAACCCUGUGAAAUGUAGGUUAGUCUAGUGUUUCUCCUGACCUGGUAAAAAAAGUGCCUCCUCUCACUGUUGGAAGGGCUCCAGAGGAGUAGCAGAAGACCCAGGAAGUUUACUGUAACACGCAGUUCAUCUCCUCACAGUUUCCAUCAUAGCUUCAGAUUGAUGGUACUGAUGGAAAAACAUUCAUAUAAUCUCCAACCUAGUGGAUUCAGACAUGUUUGACUUCCUGUAUAGGAUGCACAGUGCAUUAAUGGGUGUGCAUGUGCUUGGAAAUAUGAAAGUGGAACAGUUCAUGUACAGUAUGGUUGCAAUGUUACCAGGUACCGUAACCCCUACAUGGUAAGCUUCCACCUGAACCAAACUGACAGCACCCAGGUCUAUGUUUUUGAUGACAAAGACCCGGUGUGUAGUCUCAUGUGCCUCAUGACGGGUCAUAUUAGACUUGAUAACAUGUGUAACCUAUUUGACUGUAUUCUGAGUCAUGAAUCUUCAGACAUGCUGUAAACAUUAAUGUUACUCCCGCUGUGUGACAUUUCACACGGGCCAGGUAAAUAAAAUAUGCACUUUGUAAA